Messenger RNA from Rhizoctonia solani, 639 nucleotides. Its product is annotated as Retrotransposable element Tf2 protein. The transcript has a single exon. Lineage: Eukaryota; Fungi; Basidiomycota; Agaricomycetes; Cantharellales; Ceratobasidiaceae. Bases 1 to 639 code for a protein of 212 amino acids. The record is from RefSeq and is a predicted model, not a curated record.
AUGUUAGAUGGUACCAUAUCUCAGACUGGUCGCAUCUGGCACCAGGUUCACCUCACCGUCUCGGCCAAUGGCCAUACCCACUCCAUCCCAUUUCUUGUUUGCCCCAUUGGCAACACCCCGGCAAUUCUAGGCAUGACAUGGCUAACGGAGGAAGCUCCUCUUAUUGAUUGGCAACAGGGACUAGUCACAUUCCCUGAACAAGCUCAAAUUGCCUCCGAGGAAGAAGCGGACUCAGACCCUUUGGCAGACCUCCCCCUUCAGUACCAUGAGUUUGCUAAAGUGUUUGGCGAAGAAGAGUUUAAGGUCCUCCCUCCACAUAGGGAGUAUGACAUCUCCAUUGACCUUAUCCCAGAUGCCAAGCUGACUCCUGGGCCUAUAUAUGGCAUGACCGAUGCAGAAUCUAAGGCGCUUAAACAACACAUUGAUGAGGAGUUGGCAACGGGCAAGAUCCGCCCCAGUACUUCCUCAGCAGGCGCCCCAGUCAUGUUUGUCAAGAAAGCGGAUGGGUCCUUACGUUUGGUAGUAGAUUAUAGGAAGCUGAAUGAGGUCACCCACAAGAACGUUUACCCCCUUCCCAGACAAGAUGAUCUUAUGGCCAAAUUACGGAACGCCAAGCUGUUCACAAAGCUGGAUCUUUGA